AUGAGCUCCCCGGCAGCUGCUCCGCUCUUCACCGAGGGCGAGGACUGCUCGGCAGCCUGGACGGCGGCGGCGGCCGCCUACAAUGCGCCAGAUACACACCUGGAGAUCCUGGGCAAGCCAGUGAUGGAGCGCUGGGAGACGCCCUACAUGCACGCGCUGGCGGCCGCUGCCGCCGCCAAAGGCGGCCGCGUGCUCGAGGUUGGCUUCGGCAUGGCCAUCGCUGCCUCCGAGCUGCAGCGGCUCCACAUCACCGAGCACUGGAUCAUUGAGUGCAACGAGGGCGUCUUCCGGCGCCUGCAGGAAUGGGCUCCCACGCAGCCACACAAGGUUGUGCCAUUGAAGGGGAUGUGGGAGGAGGUGGCACCCAUGCUUCCAGACGGACACUUCAGUGGGAUCCUCUACGACACCUACCCGCUCUCAGCCGAGACGUGGCACACGCACCAGUUCUCCUUCAUCAAGGACCAUGCUUUCCGCUUGCUGCGACCCGGCGGCAUCCUCACCUACUGCAACCUCACGUCCUGGGGCGAGCUGCUGAAGACGCGGUACAGUGACAUCGAGACCAUGUUCGAGGAGACUCAGGUGCCACGGCUGCUGGAGGCCGGCUUCAGGAGGGAGAACAUCAGCACAGCCGUCAUGGAGCUGGUGCCGCCGCGAGACUGCAGGUACUACUCCUUCCACAAGAUGAUCACGCCAUCCAUUGUGAAGCACUGAGCAGCCUGGGCCUGGCCACGGCUGAUGGGAGACGCCAGCGCGGGCAGCAAAUCCUUUACAUGCACUGGGGAGAAGACGCUCAUGUCUCCCUUGUGGUGCCGAGAGAAGGUUCAAAGCAGUUUAUCCAGCGCUCCCAGCACCAGGGAGAGCGCUGGAGGCGCAGGGCUAGACCACCCAGGCUUCGGGGCCCUUCUGAGCUCAGGGACUCCUGCAAACGGGGCAGUGCUGCAGCUCCAGGGCUCCCUGCUCCUCUGCCGGCGACCCCGGGCCGCUGCACAACCCCCUCGGUCACAGGAGCUCUCUGGAAACGAUGGCACCAUUUUAGGCAAGGCCUGUCCUAAAGGAGAGGCCUUGAAGCCCCCUGGCUGACCCAACAGAGCCCUCGCGCCUCCUGCU
This is a messenger RNA of Nothoprocta perdicaria, 1107 nucleotides long. RefSeq names its product guanidinoacetate N-methyltransferase (gene GAMT). The record is from RefSeq and is a predicted model, not a curated record. Lineage: Eukaryota; Metazoa; Chordata; Aves; Tinamiformes; Tinamidae. Gene Ontology annotation, molecular function: guanidinoacetate N-methyltransferase activity. The transcript is spliced from 6 exons. The coding region runs from base 1 to 711 and encodes 236 amino acids. Gene Ontology annotation, biological process: creatine biosynthetic process. Gene Ontology annotation, cellular component: nucleus; cytoplasm.